UCUGUUGCAUCAUCUCCAUAAGUGGCUGUUAAGGUAACCAUCGAUGGCGUAAAAGCUUAAUCAAGACUCUUGCGUGCCCGAAACCCUCCAAGAAACUCGGGCUUUACAAUCUCUUCAAUACAACCCACAUUAAAUUCUGCAUAAUUCGUUUCUUAAUUACUAGCACAGAGACCAAGAACACCAGUGAAGAACACACACUGUGGGUCUGAUUGUGUUUGUGCGAAAGGUUGUGUUUGUAUAUGUUCAAAGAUCAGAAGCCAACCUGGGAAAGCACGGAGAGUUGCUGUUGGAUGGCAUUUUCGACUGCUUCCAUGAAAUCACGGCGGCGCUUGCUUUCACUAGGAUGACGGACUCUGCUUACCGUGUUGAAACCAUAUCCCGCCUCGCUCAAUGGCGUAUCGAUAAUUUCGCGUCUUCUUCGUACCGGAAAUCUGAUCCUUUCAAGAUCGGCAAGUGGAAUUGGCAUUUAGUUCUGGAAAAGAAUCGAACUUUGUUGAUAAAACUCUUCCCAGAGAUACCAAAGUUAGCUAGAGAUAAUCCUCCGAUUGCUUCCUUCAGCAUUCGUAUAGUUUCUUUGUUGGGAGGUCGCACAACUUUGGUUCAUCCAGAAAUUAGGGAUAAGCAGCUUAAAAUUGGGGUGGAUUUCGUUUGGAAAGUUGAGGUUCCAUUGGCAGGGAGAUUCAUCAUCGACGUUGAGUUUCUUGACCUCAAGACUGUACCUCCAAACGGUGGCGAGCCUCAUUCCAUUUGGAGUGAAGGGUUUCCACAAAAGGAUUCAAAUUCACCGGCACUCUCUUCCAUUGGCAAAAUGUUAUCGGAAAGCAUCCACACAGAUAUCGUGAUUUGUGCUUCUGAUGGAAACAUUGGUGCUCACCGUGCGGUUCUUGCAGCACGUUCACCGGUUUUCCGUAGCAUGUUUUCCCACGACCUCAAAGAGAAAGAAAUGUCUGCCAUUAACAUCUCCGAUAUGUCCCUUGAGGCUUGUGAAGCCUUUCUAAGCUAUAUAUACUCGAACAUAAGACACGAAGAUUUUCUGAUUCACAGACUCGAUCUUAUCAGAGCUGCUGAUAAGUACGAUGUCUCGGAUCUAAAAGAUGCAUGCCAAGAAAGCUUAUUAGAAGAUAUCGACACGAAAAACGUGUUGGAGAGGCUACAAAACGCGUAUCUGUACCGUCUGCCGAGAUUGAAGGUUUGCUGCAUUGAGUAUCUUGUGAAGUUUGGGAAGAUAUUUGAGAUUAGAGAAGAAUUCAAUGGGUUUAUACAAUCUGGUGAUAGGGAACUAAUUGGUGAAGUCAUCAAUGGAGUUCUUUCUGUUUGGGAAGGUUUCUGAAUGUUAUAUACAUUGAUUCAUGAAAAUUGGUAAUGUUGUCAUAAGAUUGAUUUAUAUAUAUGGCUUGUUGUUAAGAAAUCUUAAUGAAAAUUACUUAGGGCUGUUUGAC
Cynara cardunculus var. scolymus (artichoke) is the source of this 1439-nucleotide messenger RNA. Its product is annotated as BTB/POZ domain-containing protein At1g55760-like. NCBI's taxonomy places the organism in Eukaryota, Viridiplantae, Streptophyta, Magnoliopsida, Asterales, Asteraceae. The record is from RefSeq and is a predicted model, not a curated record. Bases 344 to 1330 code for a protein of 328 amino acids. Gene Ontology annotation, molecular function: protein binding. The transcript is spliced from 4 exons.